Messenger RNA from Caretta caretta (loggerhead turtle), 4341 nucleotides. It is a transcript of the gene RFFL, whose product is annotated as ring finger and FYVE like domain containing E3 ubiquitin protein ligase. Gene Ontology annotation, cellular component: cytoplasm; plasma membrane. Gene Ontology annotation, biological process: negative regulation of extrinsic apoptotic signaling pathway via death domain receptors; proteasome-mediated ubiquitin-dependent protein catabolic process; protein K48-linked ubiquitination. Lineage: Eukaryota; Metazoa; Chordata; Testudines; Cheloniidae. Gene Ontology annotation, molecular function: ubiquitin protein ligase activity. The record is from RefSeq and is a predicted model, not a curated record.
AUAUCCUUGUCUACUGCUACAGUUGAUGCUGGUGACACCUUAAAACUGUGUAAAGAAUGGCUUUUACCUGAUUGUUGUAGAGGUACUGAUGUCAUCUCUGAACACAUGUUUUUUUAUUAUGUGGGCAACCUGUUGUAACUGGUUUUGUCUGGAUGGACAACCUGAGGAGAUGCAGCAGCGGCCGCAGCAGGGUGCCAGACCCCAGGCGUAUUCCAACCCAGGUUACAGCUCCUACCCUUCUCCUACAGGUUCUGAACAGAACUGUAAGGCAUGUGGGAUGCACUUUGAAAAUUCCUCCAGGAAGCACAUCUGCUUUGACUGUAAAAAGAAUUUUUGCACUUCCUGUUCAAGCCAGCCUGAAAGCAGUCCCCUUCUCUGCCAUCUCUGUCAGCGGUUCCAAGCCACAGCGUUUCAGCGGGAGGAGUUGAUAAAGAUGAAGGUGAAGGAUCUACGAGACUAUCUGGCACUCCACGAGGUUUCCACAGAGUUGUGCCGUGAAAAGGAAGACCUGGUGUUUCUGAUUCUUGGGCAACAGCCUGUAAUCACCCAGGAGGAUAGAAUACGAAUCCCGCCGUUAAAUUCUGGCACAUCUGGACAGCAAAGCUUUGUGAUUCUGCCAGAGACCAGCACAGCAUCUUCUACCUCACAUGGAGAUACCUCUCCAGUGUCUGCAGACUCCAUCUUGAGUCCAAUAACUCAGGAACAUCAACAGGCAAAUGGGCAUGUGCCUCCAAGCCAAGACGAUAUGACAGAAAUUGAGAAUGCAGCAGAAGCACCAACAGAGGAGGAGACACAGUCUGUUGACUCGGAGGAUAACCUGGUACAGGGACGGAGGGCCUCUCUUUCUGACCUAACGAGUGUCGGAGACAUUGAUGCACUCUCUGUGCGACAGCUGAAGGAAAUCCUGGCUCGCAACUUUGUCAACUAUAAAGGCUGCUGUGAGAAGUGGGAGCUGAUGGAGAGAGUGACCCGUCUUUAUAAAGAGAAGGACCUUCAGCAUCUGGUUUCCGACACGGAUGAUCAAAAUGUUUCCUCAGGCAGUGCAGGGCUCCCUAGCACUGAAGAGAAUCUCUGCAAAAUCUGCAUGGACUCACCCAUCGACUGUGUCCUGUUAGAAUGUGGCCACAUGGUCACCUGCACCAAGUGUGGAAAGCGUAUGAGUGAGUGUCCCAUAUGCAGGCAGUAUGUGAUAAGAGCUGUCCAUGUAUUUAAGUCCUGAGUGAGCAUGAGGAAGACCAGUGUUGCCUUAAAGCCUCAUCCGCUGUUAGAGAUGGUCAAAAACCUCUACAGGUAGGUCAGAGACUGGCACGCAGGACCUCACAAGAAACCUGAAGUUCACAGGCGAGAUGAGGAAAGGAGAAAGCUUGGGGAAUUGUUCUGAUUAAAGCCAUUGACUGGCUGUGCCCUUCACACCACAGUGCUUUACCCUGCAGUACCUAGACUCCAGGAGCCCACCGUCAGCAGCAGAGAUGGAAAUAAUUAACAGCUUGCAUUCUAGGCUAGCUUGAUCAACUGAUGAGGGGGGACAAAUAAUCACUUGGCUUUCCAAAACUGACCCCAGCUUCCGAGGCUUAUUUCCUCCACAGUAAUAAAUAAGGUGGACUGAGGUUUUGGCACGACAUUUGCUUUUGUUUUGCUGCUACUGAAUUCUCCCAUUCUGGUUCCCUCUUUAAUUUGCUCUGUUCCAGGUCACACAUCCACUGGUAUUUUUAUUUUCAGGGAACAAAAUCUUAUUGGGCUGGUUCCCUCUCCCUAGGCUUUGCUUUUUUUUUAAAAAAACGUGUAACUUUAUUUUAAUCUCUAGUUCCUUAUGCUUGCAGGCCAGGCUGAACUUUUGUCCUCUGUGGCCUUUAGCUUUUUCAUAUUCAGAAUUUAUUUCAAAGCCAAGCCCUGUAAGAUCACGGUGAAACAUUCACUAUUGCUACACCUUAAUAUGGAAAGGAGGCAAGACUUCAUACUGUUAAAGAUGCACUCUUCCCCUUUGAAAGACAAGAGGCAGUGAAGUGGCUUAGGGCAUAGAGCCUCCUCUUGAAGCUUACCCAGCAUAGGCAGCGUUUGUCUUCCUCCUGCCUACAAUUUGCCUUUCCUUGGUGGUUCUUUGUUAUAACACCAAAGGAUGGUGUGUCGCCUGCAGGGUACGUAAGAAAUCCCUGUAUACCUGAACUGGCUGAGAGUCAACCUCCUCCAGUGACUAAUGAGUUGGGACCCUGAGGCCCUAGUCCCCUACCAUGUUUGAACACUAGUGGAAAAAUCCACUAUGGCCAGAGUAGUGCUCCUAAAAGGGAUUGGUGAGACAUUUCAAUCAUGAAGCUCUCAGCAGUGUAUUCUUAUAACGAUCUCCUAAGGCCUAGAGAUGAAGCUGUCAGAGAGAGAUUGUGAAGUUUGGAGGACUUUUUUCCACUGUGAACCUCUACAGCUGGGUUGUGUAUUUUCAGUCUCAUUUCUUGCUGUCUGCUGAUUUGUCUUAUGAUUUGAGGAUAGUGAUGAUCAGUCCUCAGCCUUCCUUUUUCUGCCUGUUUACCAAUUCACUGUUCCAGAGUCCUGAUGUGUUGCCAAAUAUGCAAAGACGGUUUGCUGAAGAGCACAAGAUAACUUCUCCAUUUUCCUUUUAUGGGGAUGAGGCUACAGCUUCACCCUUAGAGAGAAUUCUGCAAGGUAGACUUGGGACAUCAAUCAAAAACUGUUCAUGACAUCUGUGGUUUAGAAAGUCCCAGUGGACCUAUUGCAGUGUUUUUUCCCCUCUAUGGGGUAUUAAAAAAAAAAGUUAUCUUACAAGGUGUUCUGGAAAUACUCCAUUCUGAACUGCCAGAAAAAUAUUCAAUUUCAAAAUCAUCCUAUUAUGCGUUAAAUAAGAUUUUUCAGCUAAAUUAGGGUUACACUGGGGUCUUAUCUUAUGCCACAUGGCUCCUGGACCCAUUUAAGGCUUAACAGUUGUUUCCAAUUGUUUUUCACACACAGUUGUAGGCCUUACAUGAACUGUAACUUUGAGUUCUUCUUACAUUAUCAUAGUAAGUGCAGGGGUGUUCCGAAUGAAUGUGUGGGCACAUGCAUGGUAUGGUAUAGGGCCAGGAGCAGCAUCUCUAUACAAAAAUUGUAUUUGUCCACUCGAAUGAGAGUGGCCAUUCCUAGGCUCUGCACCAUUAGAGAGGUCUGUAAAGAAGCAGCUUCUAUGGAUGGAUCUAGGUACGCUUGUGGUAACAGCUGGUAAUCUUAAGUAACUGCCAACCUAUGUAAGCUUUGCAACUAUUUAACAGUGCUGUAAAUAACAGUAGCAAUGCCUCUGCUGCAAGAAAUGCCUGGGGUGUGUGUUGGGGGGGGGGAGGGGGUCUGUCUUGUGGAAGAGAGUAAACCAUUCCUGGUAGCUCAUAAGUAUCAUUCAUGGAUAGAUAUUUAAAGGAAGGGGCCUCUGCCCUGUGAUCUGCAGCACCUGUCUGUUAGAGAAGGCCUUUACUUUUAGUUGUAGCAGUUCCUGUAGAGGAAGGACAGGAGCCUCACCUUGUUUCAUGGAUCUGUGUCCUUGCCCUGUCUCUCUUCAUUUCAUGGUAAGAGAGCUGCUACUUCUGGACAGUUUGACCUGUUUUUAUAAUCUCUGGCAAAAGGCUGAGCCCAGACUUUCCUAAACAGAGGGGUACUGAUACACAUUUUGCCAGCAGCUAAAUUGUAUUAUGUUAAAUACUCUUCCCAUACAAGUAAUGGCUGAAGUUACUAUUGAGCUGUUCAAUCAUGAAUGGGAAGAGGGUGUUUACAUCAACCUCUACAUGUGGCCUAAACUUAUGAACCCCCUGAUCUAGCAAAUUCACUGUGAAAAAUAAUGCAUUUUACCAUGUUCAGCAAUAACCUCAGGCCGGAGGGGCUUAGGUGGAGGAAGACACUUUCCCUAGUCAGUGAGUAAGUUUACUUAGCUUCUGGUCUUUAAGGUUCUUCUGCCUGUAUUCUACAGUAGAAAGGCCCUAGUGCAGAUCAGUUUUUGCAGGGAUGAUGUACACACCCACCUCAAGCUUGCAAUUUGCCUUCCUAGUUUGGUAGUGAAUAGUUUUCCCAUUGCAAAAAUUGAUUCUUUGCUGUAGGGGUGACUGAUAGAAUUUAUUUUUAAGUGAAACUUUUAAAAGCCAGAGGAAACUGGUUCAUAAUCCAAAGGAAUAUACUGAUCUGAACUAAUAAAUAUAUUAAAAUAGUCAAGUGCUUUAUGUACAGUGUACACAUUUGUUCAAAUAUUUUGAAAGUUAAUGUUCUACUUGAAAUGGAUUCUAUUAAAUUCUUUAAAUCCUAGUAAAUAGACUAGUUUUGGUACAGAGUUCUGCUUUAUAAUUUUAUAAUAAAGUGAAAAUUUGAUUUAUCCAA